Molecule: messenger RNA, 2607 nt
Organism: Megalopta genalis
Lineage: Eukaryota; Metazoa; Arthropoda; Insecta; Hymenoptera; Halictidae
Product: protein O-mannosyl-transferase TMTC4
Biological process (GO): protein O-linked glycosylation via mannose; endoplasmic reticulum unfolded protein response
Cellular component (GO): endoplasmic reticulum
Molecular function (GO): mannosyltransferase activity; protein binding
Source: RefSeq, a predicted model, not a curated record
UCGCCUCGUAGGAUUCUCGACUACAUUUGCCAGAGAAUUUGCGAACGAUACAAGUCGAAUAUCGCGCUGCGUGUUUCAGAUGGAGCGCCAGGCGUACGGAUGCGCAAAAAGAGUGAGACCGUAAACACGGUAGAGCAGCCUAGAUUUCUCGUCCGUGUGGAUAUACACAUAGAAUCCGCCGGGUUCGUUUGGGGAUAGAAAGGUUCUUGAAUCGGGAGAAGAAAAAGCUCUUGAAUUAAGAAACUACUGUAUGUGUAUGCAUUGUAACAAUGAAUUGUUUAAAUGUCUAACUUAUAACUGUAAAUUAAAUGUAUCACGUGUUCGGCUGAUCGUUACGAUAUAAAACAUGUAAAAGCCCCCCACGUAAACAUUCGAUUGUAUUGUUUACUAGAAAUAAAAUUAUGUUAUCUAAGACCAACUCUGAAUUACCCGGUAAAUCCGCAAUGUCUGUUCCACUGCGACUUUCUUUAUUUAUAAUUAUCGUAUUGUCCCUGUGCUUUGCUAACAGUUAUAAUGGUGAUUUCGUAUUUGAUGACACUGAAGCAAUUGUCAACAAUGAAGAUGUACAGAGCACGUCUAUCAAGAAUAUAUUUGAAAAUGAUUUCUGGGGGGCUAAAUUAACUAACAAACAAAGUCAUAGAUCCUAUAGACCUCUGACAAUAUUAACUUUCAGAUUACAUUUUUGGUUUCGUAAUGGUCUGGUUGCCCAAGAUUAUCAUCUAAUCAACAUUAUUCUACAUACAAUUGUCUGUAUCCUUUUACUGGCUGUAUUUCUUGUAAUUUUGGGUUCAAAAGAAAUGACUACUGCAUUUUAUGCAACAGCAUUGUUUGCUGUUCAUCCAGUACAUGCAGAAGCUGUUUCAGGCAUUGUAGGUAGAGCAGAAUUGUUAUGUGCUCUAUUUAUGUGGCUGUCCAUCCUGUUAUAUUAUCACUCGAUCAAUGCAAGCAGACUAUUCUACAGAUGGUGCAACAUGUGUGGUUGCAUUGCAUCCAUUGCAGUUGCAAUGUUGUGCAAAGAGACUGGUAUCACUGCAAUUGGAAUUUGCAGUACUUAUGACCUCGUAAUAGUAAACAAAGUAUUCCCAUCUGAUGUAAUUAGAUUGAUGAAGACAAAGCUUUCUUACGCAGAGGCAAAAGAAUUCAUCAAGUUAAAGCAGAAGUUCAUAACUAGACUUUUUAUACUUUUUAUAUCUGGUUUGUUACUUAUGGUUCUAAGAUUUAGUGUUAUGGGAUUCAAAACACCAACUUUUCAACCUGUGGAUAAUCCUGCUUCAUUCAUGGACAAUACAUUUUUAAGGCUACUGAAUUAUAGUUAUAUUUAUUCUUUAAAUGCAUGGCUGCUGAUAUGUCCAGAAUGGUUAUGCUUUGACUGGUCCAUGGGUUGUGUAUCUUUGAUUACUGGGUACGACAGUAGGAUACUCAUUGUAAUUGUUUUUUGGUUGAUACUUGGUACAAUGAUUACAUGUAUCUUUAUUCACCGUGAAGACAUGUUUUUAAGAUCCUUGAUUAUGGGACUAGCAAUACUGAUUAUUCCAUUUCUCCCAGCUAGCAACAUAUUUUUUAAUGUCGGUUUUGUCUUAGCAGAAAGAACUCUAUACAUUCCAUCUGCUGGCUAUUGUCUCCUAUUUGUUAUAGGAUUACAAAAACUUUGUAGUCGUGUUUCUGUGCAAUAUAUUCUAUUAGCUUACGUAGUUUUGAUUUCAUUGUUCUUCGCGAGAUCUUGGUUGAGAAGUGAGCAGUGGAAAACUGAAACUGUGCUCUUUAGAUCAGCGUUGCAUGUUUGUCCGCUAAAUGCAAAAGUUCACUAUAAUAUUGCUAAAAAUGCUGCAGACGCCGGGAAUACUACAUUAGCGUUGUACGAAUACAAAGAAGCACUAAGAUUGAAUCCCAACUAUGCUCAAGCAAUGAAUAAUCUUGGUAACUUGCUCAAAGAUCAGGGAAAGUAUAUAGAAGCAGAGAGUUUAUUUAGACGGGCUAUAGAGCUGCAGGAUGACUUUGCUACAGUGUGGAUGAAUUUAGGUAUUGUUCUAUCAGCUCUAAAGAAGUACAAUGAAUCUGAGAGAAGUUAUUUAAUGGCACUGUCACAUAGAUCGAAAUAUCCAGAUUGUCUUUAUAAUUUAGGUGUUUUGUAUCUGGAACAAAAAAAUUAUGACAAAGCGCUAAAAGCUUGGGAAUCUGCUACAAAGCAGAGAAAGAACCAUAGAAGAGCGUGGACAAACAUGAUAUUGCUUCUCGAUGAUUUGGGUAAACGCAAUGAUGCACUUAAUAUAGCCUAUCGAGCUCUUGACUUUUUACCUGACGACGCUUCAAUUCAUUUUAAUAUUGCUAACAUACUGGGCAAAGUUGGAAAUUUCGUAGAAGCAGAAGUGUAUUUCAAAAAAGCGAUAUCAAAAGAUCCUACGAAUUCGAUGUUUUAUACGAACUUGGGUGUACUGUAUCAUCGAUGGAAUAAAUUAGACGAGGCAGAAUAUAUGUACAAAAAAGCAUUAGAAAUUAAACCAGAAUUCAAUAGCGUUAAAAACAAUUUGAGAAAAUUGUACACUUUGAAAUCAUCAAUAAAAUAAUGUAUAUUAUAAUAGGAAAGUAGAUUACAUGUUGUGAAAAUGA